This is a messenger RNA of Lasiodiplodia theobromae, 414 nucleotides long. RefSeq names its product NADH-ubiquinone oxidoreductase. The transcript is spliced from 8 exons. NCBI's taxonomy places the organism in Eukaryota, Fungi, Ascomycota, Dothideomycetes, Botryosphaeriales, Botryosphaeriaceae. Gene Ontology annotation, cellular component: membrane. Gene Ontology annotation, biological process: response to oxidative stress; mitochondrial respiratory chain complex I assembly. Bases 1 to 414 code for a protein of 137 amino acids. The record is from RefSeq and is a predicted model, not a curated record.
AUGUCGACUAUCACCCGUACGCUGCGCAACUUGCGCAGAGUCGGCGUCAAGGACGCCUGGCACCAGAUGCAGUAUAUCGGCGACACCAAGGCCGGUGCUCUCAUUGGAACGGACCGGUACGGCAACAAGUACUACGAGAACCUUGCGGAGGAAUUGCCUCUGAGGACGCGAUGGGUGGACUACAAGGACCACGAAUUCGACCCGUCUCAGAUUGAGCCUGGCUGGCACGCCUGGAUGUCCUACAUGGUGGACAAGCCCCCGACUGAGGAUAAGAUCAUGCAGAGGCAGCUUCGCGCGUGGGAGCCCAAGGAGCACAGGCCGACGCUUACCUGGAGCCGCUCCGGUUUCAAGACUUACAGCACGACCAAGGCCAAGUACCAGCCGUGGGUUCCGGUUGCUGCGGCGCGCAAGUAA